GAUGUAAACAAACAAGAUGGCUUCUAAGUAAGACGAAAGUACAACAGGUCUUCGUGUUGGGAUGCUAAACUUAGGCCCCGCAGGAUGAUUCUAGCCCCAUUAUUGACGUACGAUGAAAGAUUCGACCCAGGAAAUUAUGAUUACGGCCAAGAUAAUGAGGAUUUUACGGAAUAAGUUCUUUUUGACGGUGUUAGUUCUCGUUGGGGUGAUCUACUUCGGCCUCUCGCUCUGGACAGACGGUACGGGCAUUCCUGACGAAAAUGAAGACGAGGUUGGAGGAAGGGUGGAAUUUCGAUGGGGGCCAGACUCACCCAAUGGAACUUCAAGUGACAAAGUAACAACAUGUAGAAAUUCAGUGCAAGGGAAGGUUCUCCUAGCUGAUGACCAAGGUUAUGUAUGCCAUCGAGUGGACCGCUUGAGCACCGGCUGUUGCAAUGUUGCUGUAGAUACAACCCGCCGUUAUGCAUGUGACACCUGCAAUAGUCAUGGAUGCUGUGCUAUUUAUGAAUAUUGUGUAUCCUGUUGCCUACAGCCUGAUAAGAAAGCCCUGCUGAAGAAAGUUUUGGGCCAGAUAAGUGAUAACAGCCCACUAUACGCAUCAGUGUCCGACCACUUUGAGCUCUGCCUUGUGAAAUGCCGCACAUCCAGUCAGUCGGUGCAGCAUGAGACUCUGUACAUAGACCCUAGAGCUAAGCAUUGCUAUGGGGAAGGGCCUCCACCUCUUAGCAAUAAUGAAACAUGAGAUUAUUUUAGAAAACAUUAUUUAACAUAUUCCACAUGGUAGCAUUAGAAAUAUAUUUCCAAUAGUUGUAAUACUUAACUAUUUUUUCAAUCUAUUUAUGUGACAUGGACUUUACUAGUGUAAGGUUCUGUAAGCAAAUAUGUAUAGAAAAUGUUCUUUUAAUAUGGUUUUGAGCAGUAGUUACAAUGCUGACUGUGAGGGUGUGUGUGAUAUUUUUAUUUUGUCAAACACAUAACUUUUAAUAUAUUCAAUGUAACAGUUACUUAUUUAUAAUUGUUUACUAUUGUAUGUCCAUAUUGGCCUCCAUAGUAAGUGGUAUUAGAUGCUAAACAGUUACAAUAUUAUCCCCCCUCUCGGUUUACUGCAACACAGUUGGUAAAUUUGUCUCAUCUUUAAUUGUUUUUUUCUAUUAUGUAAGACAUGUAAUGUUAUUUCAGGCAGAUAAUGCAUUUUGUAAAGUUUACUUUGCUUUUAAUAUCUGAGAUUAAGUGGCACAAGUUUUGAAUGUCUGAAUAUAUGAAUUUCAUUUUAUAUGUUGUUUUAAUUCUAAUAUAGGUAUUCUUUGUUAGUUUUAACCUAUAUUGAUAGUAUUGCACUUUAUAUUAAUUGUGAAGAGUAAUGCAAUAUAUUUAGCUAACUAUUUUUUAUUGUUGAGAGAGCUAAGAGUGAGUGUGAGUGUGAGUGUGAGUGAGUGUGAGUGUGAGUGAGAUGAGUGUGAGUGUGAGUGUGAGUGUGAGUGUGGUGUGAGUGUGUGAGUGUGUGAGUGUGUGUGUGUGUGUGUGUGUGUGUGUGUGUGGGUGUGUGUGUGUGGUGCGUGUGGUGCAUGAGUGCGUGUGUGUUUGUCUUUGUGUUUUAUUUGGAUGUUAAAUUUUUCUUCAAGCAUUUGGAUUUCACUUAUUUUCAUAAAUCACUAGCCAAACUUCCGAAAAAAAUUUUGUUCCCCCUUUAACAUGUUUCCCAUCAUUAAGGACACGUAUGUGUAUUUGGCAUGGAUGUGUACAUGUAAUUACCUCCAUGUGUGUGAGUGUGUGGUUUUAUGUAUUAGCAGAUUUGCUUAUGUACAUAAUCUUUCAAAGAAAAUGGAGCCCAAGUUUAUAUUUGAUAACUCUAUACAAAAUUAAUGGAAUCUGCAUGAAAACUUGUUAUUUUUUACAUGAUGAUUUAUGUUCUUGAUUUUACAUUUUGAAUGGACACUCAUUUUUCAUGUAAUAAACCAAUGAUUCAAACUACAAAACAUAAUUAUAUAAUCAUACUUAUGAAAGUCAUUCUCGACCAUAUUUACAUUUAACACAUGUUCACACUUUCUUUUGAUCUCUCUGUCUCUCGCUCGCUCUCUCUUCUCUCCUCUCCUCUCCUCUCCUCUCCUCUCCUCUCCUCUCCUCUCCUCUCUCUCUCCUCUCCUGUCCUUUUCUCUCUCUCUCCUUUCUCUCUCUCUUUUUAUCAGGUUGAAUUUUCUUCUUUACAUGUGUUAUGUAUAUGCAUUUUUGUACUAUAAUUGAUUCUCUGUGAUCUCUUCCUGUCCUAACAAAUAAAAGACUUGAUUAUUUGGCUUUUGAAUGUAACAGUUUGGCCUUAAAUCAGUAAAUGGAAAUGGAUGCAGUAAACAGGCUAAUGAUUUUAAUAAAAAAAAAUUUACAUCAGAAACCCAUAUACACAAAAAUGAGACUUUAAGACAGAGAGACUGGCAAAAAUUGUGUGCUAGUUCAUGCAGAAAAGAGCUUUAUAGAUAGGUGGGAAACUAUAAAUAAUAAUGGGGCAUUGAUAGGAGAAAGGUAUUAUUUUUUUAUUAUUAUUAUUUCUUUGCAUUUUUUCAUAGUACUCUCUCUGUUCCCCUUUACACUGGGAUAUGAGAUUUGGCAGUUCAUAGUUCUUUCUGCUGACUUUUUCCAUGUACAUGUUAAUGUUGCUUCUGUUUGUAUUGUGAUCUUCUAUAAGUACAAUGUGAUUGGA
This is a messenger RNA of Penaeus monodon (black tiger shrimp), 2692 nucleotides long. RefSeq names its product SREBP regulating gene protein-like. The transcript is spliced from 4 exons. Gene Ontology annotation, biological process: positive regulation of SREBP signaling pathway. The coding region runs from base 113 to 742 and encodes 209 amino acids. NCBI's taxonomy places the organism in Eukaryota, Metazoa, Arthropoda, Malacostraca, Decapoda, Penaeidae. The record is from RefSeq and is a predicted model, not a curated record.